This is a messenger RNA of Cucurbita moschata (crookneck pumpkin), 2168 nucleotides long. RefSeq names its product sulfate transporter 3.1-like. The record is from RefSeq and is a predicted model, not a curated record. Gene Ontology annotation, biological process: transmembrane transport. Gene Ontology annotation, molecular function: secondary active sulfate transmembrane transporter activity. The transcript is spliced from 12 exons. Bases 15 to 1955 code for a protein of 646 amino acids. Lineage: Eukaryota; Viridiplantae; Streptophyta; Magnoliopsida; Cucurbitales; Cucurbitaceae. Gene Ontology annotation, cellular component: membrane.
UUAAAGUUGGAAUUAUGGGUAAUGAAGAGAUUGAGAGCCCUCACCGUGUGGCCAUUCCUCCGACCAAGCCGUUCUUGGUGUCCUUAGGCGCCAAUCUCAAAGAGACCUUCUUCCCCGAUGACCCUUUCAAACAGUUCAAAAACCAGCCCAUAGGAGCCCAGAUUCUUCUCUGGCUUAAAUACUUUAUCCCCUUCCUCGAAUGGGCUCCUCGCUACACCUUCAAUUUCUUUAAAGCCGACCUCGUUGCCGGCAUCACCAUCGCCAGUUUGGCCGUCCCUCAGGGCAUCAGCUAUGCCAAUCUUGCCACCAUCCCCCCCAUCAUUGGCCUUUAUUCCAGCUUUGUGCCGCCAUUGAUAUACGCCAUGCUUGGAAGCUCCAAAGAUUUGGCGGUGGGGACUGUGGCGGUGGUGUCGCUUCUCAUGUCCGCCCUAUUGGGGAAGGAAGUCAGCCCGGUGGAGCAUCCCAAGGAAUAUGUGCAAUUGGUUUUCACUGCCACUUUCUUCGCCGGAGCUUUUCAGGCCUCUCUCGGCUUUCUCAGACUAGGGGUUAUUGUGGACUUUCUGUCGCAUGCAGCGAUUGUGGGGUUCAUGGGUGGUGCGGCGACGGUGGUUUGUCUUCAGCAGCUAAAAGGCAUAAUGGGAUUGGUUCAUUUCACGCAUGAGACUGAUGUUGUAUCCGUCACGCGCUCUCUUUUCUCCCAAAUUCAUCAGUGGAGAUGGCAAAGUGUAGUGUUGGGUUGCAGUUUUCUCUCCUUUCUCCUCCUCACCAGAUACUUGAGCAAGAAGAAACCAAUCUUCUUUUGGAUAAAUGCAUUGGCGCCUUUGCUUUCCAUCAUCUUGGGAAGUCUUCUCGUCUACUUCACCCACGCUGAACGCCAUGGAGUUCAAGUGAUUGGGAUUUUGAAGAAAGGGUUGAAUCCCUUAUCUGUAUCUGAUUUAGUAUUUGGGCGCCCUCAUCUUCCCAUUGCCAUCAAAACAGGGAUCAUCAUCGGAAUCAUAGGCCUCGCUGAAGGAGUUGCCGUGGGGAGAAGUUUUGCUACACUUAAGAACUACCACAUUGAUGGAAACAAGGAGAUGAUUGCAUUUGGGUUGAUGAACAUUGUUGGUUCUUGCACUUCUUGCUACCUUACUGCAGGGCCAUUUUCGAGGACUGCAGUGAAUUUCAAUGCAGGAUGUAAAACUGCGGUCUCCAAUAUUGUCAUGGCAAUGUCUUUGAUGAUCACUCUGUUGUUUUUGACGCCAUUUUUUCGUUACACACCCUUGGCGGUGCUUUCCUCCAUAAUCAUCACGGCUGUGAUUGGCCUAAUCAACUAUGAAGAGGUCAUCCACCUUUGGAAAAUCGACAAAUUCGACUUUGUCGUCUGCAUCGGUGCAUACAUCGGUGUCGUCUUUGGCAGUAUUGAAACGGGCUUGAUCGUUGCAAUUACAAUCUCUUUGUUAAGGGUGCUUCUCGUCACCGCAAGGCCAAGAACUUCAAUAUUAGGCAACAUUCCCAACUCCACAAUUUACAGAAGCAUUGAUCAAUACCCAACAGCUAACCGUGUGCCUGGAGCUCUCAUCCUUCAAUUGGAGGCCCCAAUCUAUUUUGCCAACUCAAACUACGUGAGAGAGAGGCUUUCAAGGUGGAUCACAGACGAAGAAAAAAGGAUAAAAUCAUCAGGCCUAACCAGCUUGCAGUACAUAAUUCUAGACGUUUCCGGCGUAAGCAGCAUUGACUCAAGUGGGAUCACCAUGCUUGAAGAGGUUAACAAGAGCACUGAAAAAAGGGGUCUCAAACUUUUGCUUGCAAAUCCAAGAAGCGAAGUGAUCAAAAAGUUAAACGUGUCGAAGUUCAUCGAGGCGAUCGGACAUGAACGGUUCUAUCUCACAGUGGGAGAGGCUGUAACAGCCUGCAAUCUCAAGCUCCACACUUGCAAGCCAAAUCCUGUUGGUGCUGAAUUAGAUUCAACUGUGUAGCCUGCAAAAUAACUCCAAGCAGAAGGAGAGAUCAAUUUGGGGGUCCGCCCACCAAGUCCCCAUGGUCAAAUUGCUUUUGGUAAGGCUUUUGAAGUGUUACCCCAUGCUUCUAGAAAAGAAACCGAUCAUAAACCAUGUACUAUGUGAAUUAUUGUACAACUUACUCUUCAAGAUUUAUAAAUAAUUCAAAUCGUGAGACUUUUUUUUGUUGUU